GAGUGUUCAGGUCUAUUGUGGCUGCUUUGGGCGCGGUCUGGAACGCAUCGACAGGACAGGGCAGGGUAAGGUGCGCGUUUACGACUCCACACACACACACACACACGCACCACACCGGCUUCCCGUUCCCGUUCCCGGAUCGGAUGAACCCGCAACAUGUCGACCAAGGACCCGCUCAAGUCCGCCAUCUCCAUCGGGGACGUGGGCGACACUUCUCUGGCCCUGCCGUCCGCGAACCAGUACCGGACCGGGGAGCAGCGCGUCCUGGAUCAGGUCCACAGAGUCCGGAGUACCAAGUCUAGGAAGGCCAGCAGUAGGAGCGGAUCCACGUCCCUAUCCCCGACAGGCUCUUUGUAUGACUCAGUGUUUGUGGAUACACUGAAGUCUCCGACAAGUUCUGUAAAUGAAGGCGUCUUCUAUGGGAACGGCUCUUCUAAAAGUGUGAUCCAGGACAAAUCUGCCAACUGGACAAAACAAAUGAACAGUGUGAAGAGAUCAACUGUGAAGCGGAACACAGAGGCGUCUUCCUAUCAGUAUGGGAGUUUUGCCCCGGUCGGCUCCAAGAGUGUCGUUCAGACCCUCACCAGCCGCAGUGCGCCGGAUCUGGGCUGGCAGCGUUCCAUGAUCAGACGCUCUGUCCCACCACAGGGAUUACAGUCCAGCCGGAGUACCUACAGGACAGAGAAGACCAGCAGUCAGUUAAUAACACGCAAGACCCAGCCCCAGUCUAUGUACAAUGUGAACGGCACAGAGCGGAUCAGCAGUCAGCUGACAACACGCAGGAUCAGGCCCCAGUCCAUCCACAAUAUUAAUGACACCCGUCAGACCAAAUCACAGGAGCAGUUUGUGAGCAGCCACGUCGACAUGUCCAAAACUGUGACUGAGAGCACAUCCAAGACCAAAACAGACUCAGCGUCAAAUGGGAACAGUGCAGUCGCUGACAUCACCAUGAAAGAGGCAGUGGAGUAUCUUUCCAAAGACGAUGAGACGUUUCAACAUUGUGGAGCGUCCUACAUCCAACACAACACCUUCGUGGAUGACAAGGCUAAGGAGGAGGUGUUGAAGCUCAAUGGGAUUCCUCCUCUGGUGGCUUUACUGCAAAGCCCCAACACAGCGGUCAGUCAGACGUCCUCAGCUGCACUCCGUAACCUGUCCUUCAAAAACAACAAAAGCAAGGACGAAAUCCAACUGUGCGGCGGGAUCACACAGGCGGUGGCUCUGCUCAGAGAUACCGACUCUGUUGAGAUACAGAAGCAGGUGACAGGUCUUCUGUGGAAUUUGUCUUCUGCCGACAGCCUGAAGCCAGAUUUGCUGAACAGCGCUUUGCCAGUCUUAAUGGAGCGUGUCAUACUGCCGUACACAACAGGUCCUAACCGGACCGCCGGUAACAGCCCACACCCUGAGGUCUUCUGUCAUGCCACUGAAUGUCUGAGGAACCUAAGCAGUGUGGGUCAGAACAACAGAAAGACGAUGAGACAGUGUCGGGGUUUGAUCGACUCUUUGGUCAGUUACGUUACAGAGUGUGUGGAGGCGGACAGACCAGAUGAUAAGUCGGUAGAAAACUGUGUGUGUAUCCUGCACAACCUGACCUUCCAGCUGGAGGCCGAGGCUCCGAAUCUGUUCAGCAGAAUCACAGCACUGGCAGCGUUUGUAAACAAGAAGAACAGCCAGGGUGAAAUAAGCCCCAUCGGCUGCUUCACCCCGCAGAGCAAAGCACCAGAAUAUGAGCGUAAUUUUGACUAUGCAGUUGCUGAGGAUCCUCAGCCCACCGGAGCAGGAUGGCUGAUCCACUCCAAAACUCUGCAGAAUUACCUUUCUUUGCUCGGCUCUAGCCAGCAUGAGGAAACACAGGAAGCCUGCUGUGGAGCCCUGCAGAACCUCACUGCAAAUGACGGCAUUGUGGCCAGUGCAAUGAGUCAGACUAUUGUGCAGAAACUGAAUGGCUUGCAAGUCAUACGUCCGCUUCUGAAGUCAAAUAAGAUCAACUUACAGAAGAACAUAGUGGCUUUGCUACGAAACCUGACCAGGAACCCAAACGUGCUUCAUACCCUAGCUCGUAAGACCCUCCCAGAGCUGGUGGGUAUCAUCAAUGAAAGCACCAAGAAAGGGAAUGAGUCUGAUGACACUCUGGCCAUGGCCUGUCAGACUGCCAGCUGCCUGUUUAUGAAGGACCCAGAUAUGAGCAAACAUCUGGUAAACUACGACCUGAUAACCUCCCUGAACCAUCUGAGCAAAAACAGUUAUUUACCCAAAUCCAGAAAAGCGGCAGCUCUGUUCCUCUACAAACUCUGGUCAGAAAAGGAAAUACAAGCUCAUGUGAAGAAGCAUGGAAUGAAUAAAAGCCUAUUUGUGAAUGACAUCACCACAGCGGUGCACAAGUCGGCUCAAGUCAUCGAUUAACACAUCCACUGAGUAAACUGUGCACCCAUGGGACCCAGAAACACUGAGGCUCUGCAGCAGUCUUUCCCAUUUCACAAAGACUUGCAAUCCUGACAUGUAUCUACACUAAACAACUUUAAAAACGCACUUUUAAAGAUUUGAGAUGAACUCAGACGCUCCAAACAGCUUCUCAGACACACAAUAUACUGUUGUUGUGUCUGACUGAUUGUGCUUUUACUCAACUAUAGACCAAUUUAUGAAAGUUGUACAAACUGGGUAGGGGGGUGAAAUACUGGGAUGGGCUAAAUUGUUAUCAAAAAUGUCUAGGCUUUGUACAUGUGACCCUCCAAAUAAAAACCCUGAGGUAAAAAUGGGGUAAAUGUCUGUCGCAAAAAAGGCUUGAGUACAGCCAACUGUGAUCAGGCAGUCAGAAUGAUGGAUGUAGGAAUGACGCAGACGGACAGUGAACGUCACUUUGGGGUCCAUCACUCUAGAGGUCGACUGAUAUGGGUUUUUCUAAGGCCGAUACUGACUUUUUAAAAAUUUGGCCAAUAUCUACAGCUGAUUUUUGAGGCCAAUAUUUAACAACAAUUUUUUUGUUUAAAGCACAUUGACCA
Sphaeramia orbicularis (orbiculate cardinalfish) is the source of this 2996-nucleotide messenger RNA. RefSeq names its product plakophilin 1b (gene pkp1b). The transcript has 13 exons. Gene Ontology annotation, cellular component: nucleus; plasma membrane; adherens junction. Gene Ontology annotation, biological process: cell-cell adhesion. The coding region runs from base 157 to 2400 and encodes 747 amino acids. Gene Ontology annotation, molecular function: protein binding. NCBI's taxonomy places the organism in Eukaryota, Metazoa, Chordata, Actinopteri, Kurtiformes, Apogonidae. The record is from RefSeq and is a predicted model, not a curated record.